AGAAUUUUCCCAAAAAACAAAAUGGCGUGGCGCAGAACUCAGAUCGGAGACGGGCGUUCACAGCCCGUGCCUCGGCUCUGGAUUGGAAUUGGAGACAGGCCUUCACAGCCCGUGUCCCGGCUCGGCCCAGCCCAGACCAAUCACCAACGCUCAGCAACCUCAGCACUAGUCGAAUCCUCAGAUUCUCAAAUCUGGACUGAGACUCCGAGUCUGAGGGAAUUUUUGUCGGGAUCAAUAGUGUUAGUGCGUUCGGCUCAUUUGACCACAUCUCCAGGAAGGCUGGAACAAAUCAUUCGCUUUAGCGCCAAACAAAUGAAAGCGCAGACCACACACAAUGGAUGGUCUGAUAGAGUUUAACUUGAGGCCUUGCAAGCAGUGAGAAAUCCAUUAGCUUCACACUCCAUUAUUUUCCCGCCAUGGAUCUUCUUAUACGUUCUUGUUCUGGAUUCCAUAUUGGUUGUUCCAUCAAUCAUAUGAGUUCCUCUUCCUGUCCUACUCUUCGCCCUUCCACUCGGUUUUUCACUGUAAGAUCAAGCUUACCUUUUCCACAGCAGAAGGCAAUGUACCACAGAGAACUCCAAGCAGCAGUGGAUGUGGUCGAGAGAGCCUGUCGUCUUUGUUCCGAUGUUCAAAAGUCGUUGUUCUCCAGCGAUGGACGUAUUUUUGAAAAGAGCGAUAAAACUCCUGUAACGGUGGCUGAUUUUGGGGUACAGGCUCUCGUCAGCUUGGAGCUGAGCAGGCUAUUUCCUGAUAUUCCUUUGGUGGCGGAAGAGGAUUCAGCGUUUCUGCGCUCAAGUUCGAGUUUUCUAUUGGACUCUGUGGUAAGUGCUGUUACUGAUAAAACGAGCGCUGGAGAUAAACCAUUAACCAGCAAUGAUGUCAUGCAAGCCAUUGACAGAGGAGGCAAGAGUGCAUUUGUUUUUGGAGUGAAGCCCGAGACGUAUUGGGUACUUGAUCCAAUUGAUGGUACACGAGGUUUUUUGAAAGGUAGUCAGGCGUUAUAUGUGGUAGGUUUGGCUCUUGUAGUGGCAGGAAACAUUGUUUUGGGGGUUAUGGGCUGCCCCAAUUGGCAGGGGGAUACUUCUAACCAACUCAUUGCUGAAGGCCAGGAAGAUAAAUCAAAUUUACCUGGAUUAGGGGCCAUUAUGGUUGCUCAUGUUGGCUGUGGUACAUGGAUGAGGAGUUUAUCACAUAUAUCAGAUAGCAUGGUUAAAGUGCAUACUGGUUGGGUCAGAUGCUUUGUGGAUUUGUGUUGUUUAGUUCAUGCAGCACGUUUUUGUAUUCCUGAUAGCCAAACCUGGGAAUCGUUGCCACUAUCAGUUUCAUUCAGCUCAACAACUAAUUGUGAUAGUAUCAAGGAUGGGCAAGUUCUCCUUUUACCAACAUGUUGUGGAAGUCUGUGCAAGUACUUAAUGGUGGCUUCAGGUAGAGCUUCUGUUUUCAUUCUUCGAGCAAAGCCUCAAACUGUUAUCAAGGCUUGGGAUCAUGCUGUUGGGAUGAUAUGUGUACAUGAAGCUGGUGGACAGGUUACUGACUGGAAAGGGAGUCAACUUGAUCUUGCGGCAGAUCAAGUGGAGCGGAGGGCCAUCUUUCCUUCGGGUGGUGUGCUUGUUACAAAUGGUAACUUGCAUAACCAGAUACUGGAGUAACAUGCUUCACAUUGAGCCAAAAAAUAAUUUUAGUAAAAAUGAUAUUCAAAGUCAUCCAUUACCAUUUUCAGAACAGUUGACUAUGCUAUCAUUACCAGUUUAACUUGAACUUCUCUUGCCACUGGUAUGGUUAAGCCUGCUACACUAUAUAAUUCAACCUCAAUGAAUUAUGAAAGUGUAAUACAAGUUCAUCCGUUAGCAUCAGGGUGGGAGAGGCAAGCCAGGUCCUGUGAACCUCGAGCUUCUGGAGAAACUUCAUUUGCCUAUUUGUUAGAUGGCAGUUUAUUCUAGGGGAACAAAGACAAAAUGUUUUAUAUGAGGAAUUUAUGCUUAUGCUGGUUACAGGAAAUCUUAAUGACCAUUGCCAUUAUUGGUGAUUCCAAUAACAUCCUCAGCUGGAGUCUGGAUGAAAUAGAAUAACUAGGGUGAAAUUGAGAUGAUGAAAUCUAUUGUCAUCUUUCUAUUCAAGCUUUGAGGUGGAAGAUGAUUCUUAUCAUAUGGAUCUUUUAAUUGCAUGUUUCAUGUUUGGAUGGACAUUAGGGACCUCUAGCAUGUUAGGACAUGUCUUAAAUUUGGUUUGGAGUUCUCAAGUGUGUAGAAAUCUCAGAGAACUGCAAAAGAUUAGAGUUUCUAAAGUUGUCUUUCUUAUUGAGGAUCCAGUAUGGAUAAUUUAAG
Molecule: messenger RNA, 2324 nt
Organism: Nelumbo nucifera (sacred lotus)
Lineage: Eukaryota; Viridiplantae; Streptophyta; Magnoliopsida; Proteales; Nelumbonaceae
Product: Inositol monophosphatase family protein
Biological process (GO): sulfate assimilation
Molecular function (GO): 3'(2'),5'-bisphosphate nucleotidase activity
Source: RefSeq, a predicted model, not a curated record